CUUUCCAUUCCGGUGUCGUAGUUCGUCUCGCGAGCUUCGCGGCGACGUCACGCACGUCGCACCGUUGCCGGUUACCGUGCCGCCCUGCGUCGUCCGAGGGUGGCCCCGCGUCGUCGCAGCGUCCUACGGGGUCGUCCACACGGGAUUGCGAUAACUCGGGCGUCGCGUCGCGCCGCGUGACACGUCUCACCCUUGCGACCGCGAGCGGAAUGCGCGCGGAUGAGUCGUCGCCGGCCUCGCGAGGGUUCAGACAUCGCCUCGGGCACACUUCCGGUAAACGCGGACCGGAAGGCGUAUCGCGCUGUUCGAACGUCUGGCAAUGUCGAUCGACGUUGAUCGAGAUGUGAUACGGUGUUGUUGAAGAAAACAUCAGUAAAACAUGAGAGGGUUGAUGAUUCAUGACGAGCAGCGGCGUUAUAAGUGAUUGUAGGAUGUUUGUGAAAACCGUAGAAGCUGUUCAGGCUCACGGAAGAGUAUUUAAAUCCGCGGACUGAAGCGUAAGAGAAUUAAUUAAUUAAUCGAGGGGUUCGCGUGUUAAUUUAAUAACUCGACUUUCGGCUGCCGUCUUGGUCAUUUGUGAAACUGAGUGAAAUUCCAUAUUGUGUGUGCGUUUAGUGGUUAUUAGAAAAAUGUGUCGAGUUUAGUGCGCGUUCUUAGCCUUCUUCAUUUGAUUUCGUCGAGUGGAAUCCUUAUUCCUGAAAACGAACGCUGGCAGCAACGUCUAGGAAAUAUUCGCAGAUGAUUGUACAAAGCGAUCGUAGUAGAACGAAGAAUGUAGGAGUUUCGCAAAUCAUUAUUUACGAGUGGGCAUGCUCGAGCGACUUAAUAAAGAUCGUGACAGUAACGGCUGCUUAUCCCGACGAUUAAUUUGAGGAAACGAUUAGCGAUCGAUCGUUCGUAAUAAACGAGCACCAAACGCGAAACAAGAUCACGACAAGAUGCUGCGAGGCAUUUUGGGUUGAGCCUGUACUGUUCGAUAAUUCUAGAAGUUCCGCGAAAACGAAAGGGUCAAUCGAGGUCCACGAUCUGCACGAAUGAGAAGCCCAGCGGGUCGGCGGGAGCAGAUCGACGGCGUUGCAAUUGAUCGCACGGGCGUAAAUGAGAGACGAUCGCCGAGGGUCGCGGAGGUGAUCCAUAGAUCGUGCCGGGCGUGAUCGGGCAGCUGCGGUAGCGCGAGGCGAGGGGUGGCAAGAUGGAACUCUUCCUGAUCCUCGUCUGCCUGAUCGCACCGCCCGCCCUCUCGCUUUCCAUCAAGAGCAAACUCAACCCUCGGAUCGUCCAGACGCGCUACGGCGAAGUGCAGGGCAUCACGAGGUCCUUUGAGUACCCCAAGUUCCUCAAGUCGAUCGACGUGUACCUUGGGAUACCAUAUGCGACACCACCGGUUGGCAGCAAUCGCUUUUCGCCAACGAGGGCGCCGAGUCCUUGGGAGGGUGUCAGAUUAUCGGACUCGGUGGGUCCAGUCUGUCCCCAAAAGCUGCCGGACAUCGCAAACGAGCAGGAAGCGCUCGAGCGGAUGCCUAAGGGAAGGCUAGAGUACCUGAAGAGACUGCUGCCUCAUCUGCGUAACCAGAGCGAGGACUGCCUCUACCUGAACAUCUACGCACCUGCGAUGGGCAUGGCGGAGGGUGGCAGGAAGCAUCCGGUGUUGCUAUACAUUCACGGUGAGAGCUACGACUGGGGUAGCGGAAACCCCUACGACGGCAGCGUCCUAGCCAGCUACACCGACCAAGUGAUCGUCACCAUGAACUACCGGCUGGGCGUACUCGGCUUCCUGAACGCCAACGUGUCGCCGCAGACCAAAGCAAGGGUUGCGAAUUAUGGCCUCAUGGACCAGAUCGCCGCUUUGCACUGGGUACAGCAGCACAUUGCUCUCUUCGGAGGUGAUCCCGACAACGUCACCUUAAUGGGCCAAGGCACCGGAGCCGCUUGCGUGCAUUUUCUCGCCAUCAGCCCUACCGUUAUACGGGGACUGUUCAAGCGAGCUAUACUGCUGUCGGGUAGCGCCCUUUCAUCCUGGGCGGUAGUCGAAGAUCCUGUGUCGUACGCUUUGAAACUAGCCAAGGCUGUCAACUGCUCCAUUCCCGACGAUCUACUCAAGGACAAUGAGUUAAUAGUCGAUUGUUUGAGGGAGAGUAGUCUAGAAGAGCUAAUGCAAGUCGACAUUCAGCCGCCGACGUUUCUUAGUGCGUUCGGCCCAAGUGUAGACGGUGUCGUCAUAAAACCAGAUUUCCAGAAGGAUCUCUUGUCCUAUCUCGGCCCAGAGUUUCAAGGGUUCGGGCCUCUUCCAAAAAAAGCUGAACACGGUGCUCCUAUCACGAGUAACAACAAAUACGAUUUGUUGUUUGGUGUGACAACGAGUGAAGCGUUAUGGAAGUUUGCAGAGAAAGACGUUCUACAAGGAUUCGAAGGAGAAAGGAGAGAUAGAAUCAUCCGCACGUAUGUGAGAAAUGCUUACGUCUACCAUCUCACCGAAAUAUUUUAUACGGUGGUGAACGAAUACACCGACUGGGAACGAACGGUUCAGCACCCCGUCAACACGAAGGACGCGUGCGUGCAGGCGUUAAGCGACGCGCAGUUCGUGGCACCACUCGUGCAAACUGGGGAUCUCUUCACCCUGAGGCACACGAAAAAACCGAACAACCCUCACAUCUCGCCCAUCCCGGACAGCGAGAAGGAACCGAUGCCCAAGACCUACUUUUACGUGUUCGACUACCAAAUGAAGGACGGCGAUUAUCCUCAGAAGAUGGGCUCGGUGCACGGCGAAGAACUUCCGUUCGUCUUCGGGGCGCCAUUGUGGGUCGAGGGAUUUGGUCAUUUUCCAAAAAACUACACGAGACUGGAAAUGGCGCUCUCGGAGAGUAUCAUGCAGUAUUUUGCAAACUUUGCGAAGACCGGAAACCCGAACAUUAUCGAUCAUCAUGGAAGAAACGACACUCUUUUGCCGGCUAGUAGGGAAAAGAGCCGAUUUCGCAGUUUGUCCUGGGAGCAGUACGAUCCAGUGCAUCAAAAGUACUUGGAAAUCGGAAUGAAACCGAAGAUGAAGAAUCACUACAGGGCGCAUCAGCUCUCGGUAUGGCUGCGCCUCGUCCCAGAGUUGCACCGUGCCGGGAUGGAAGAUGUCGAUUCCAGGCACAACCUGUUCCGCAGUCAUAGCGAUCCCAGCUUGUACGACGGCUUCGUAAGGCCGGAUCCUCUCAGCAGGAUCAGCGAGGAGUUCAAGAGGAAGAACUUCAGCACGGAUCCGCCGACCACGACGGACUACAGCAUCACGACAUGCGUCAGCCUUAUCCAGAGCACCAAUCUCCAGAACGUCCAUAACGCUAGCACUGACACUUUAGCCAGUUUGGACGCAGCUGGUUAUGCGGCGUAUUCGACGGCUUUGAGCGUGACAAUCGCGAUCGGCUGCAGCUUGCUGAUCUUGAACGUCCUGAUAUUUGCGGGCGUCUAUUAUCAGAGGGAUAAAACGCGGCUCGAGGUGAAGAGCCUUCAGCAGCAACAGAUGUUGAAUCAACAAUGCGGUCCUCGCGGUUUCACUGAGCUGAAACAACCGCCGCCUCCGCACUCUCAUUACGCCGGUGGAGGCCAAGUGAUCGUCGACGUUGAGAAUGAAAUGUUGAGAAGAAAUGUAAUGAAAGGACCGCCCGGCGAUUCUAACGCUCCUUUCCAAGGCCAAGGAACUCAUACACUGCCUCAUCAACAUCAUUACCAAAAACAGCAUCAGCAGCAGCACGCAACUCUUCCUCGAACUUCAGUCAUUCAAGACAUAAACACGCAAACUCAAGGUCCUCCGAACGGGUCCAUCCACUUGACGGUUCCGCGGGCACCCCCGCCACCCAGGGCGAAGAGUCCACCGGAGAAUCAGCCACUUCUGCAAAGCGCAACGGUGUCGAGUCGCGUGUCACAGGCGACGAUGAGCGAGAUGCGAGUGUGAUGCUUGGACCCCCCUCCGAAGCCAGUCGUCCCAGAUGUCCUCACGGCAUCGACCUUGCUAUAGGUGGCUCGCCGCGGAUCUGCUCAAGUAGCCCUGAAGGGCUGCUAUCGGCUCCUGAAAUGAGCCGACGCAGAUUAUCCCGGGGAACGUGAGCUCCGGACGAACGGAGGGGGGUGCUGGAGAAGAGUUCCUCACUGCUGAGGGGUGGUCGAGCCGAGAUUGCGUCUACCGAGUACGAAAGAGAGAGAGGAAUGGGAGAAACGCCGAAAUUGUAUAAAUCAGAAAUUAAAUAAAGAUAUGUAGAUUUUUAAUCAUUUAAAAUUCGCAAAUACAAACUCUCAAAACACGUUUCUGCGAAACGAAACGGAAAUCACUUGUGCACAAUCAAAACAGUUAAUAAAACAGUAUCUAGAAAUUUUUUGAGGAAAUAUAUAUGUCGACGAAAAACUUUUUAAUUUUAGAAACCAAACUGUAAUGAACUAUAACUGCAACAAUAAUUGUAAUGAACAAAAAGAAAGCAGAAUAGAAGAGCCGUUCCGUUUGAAGCUCUCGAUUUGCAAUAAUCGGUAGACGCGUCGGAACGUUCACGAGGUCAAGCAGCAAGAAAGGAAAACGGCGAAUCUCAGGACAGUCGUCCUGAGUCAAUCGAAACUUCAAUCAAAUUUUCGCGCAAAGGAAUCAAACGUGACGCAUUCCGCUAGUUAGUCGAUAACAAAAGAAUCUCUAAUCGUUAAAGGCGAAUGAAGGAAAGAAUAUGGUGGACGGCUCAAUAUGAAUCGAUGCUCGGCGAUGAAGACACAUGUGUAAAAAAGAAAUACUAGCCACUACGAUGUUAGAUGUUCCUUGUACAUAAUACGAAUUUAUACCGUAAGGGGA
Ooceraea biroi (clonal raider ant) is the source of this 4810-nucleotide messenger RNA. RefSeq names its product neuroligin 4 (gene NLG-4). NCBI's taxonomy places the organism in Eukaryota, Metazoa, Arthropoda, Insecta, Hymenoptera, Formicidae. The record is from RefSeq and is a predicted model, not a curated record.